Messenger RNA from Ochlerotatus camptorhynchus, 4181 nucleotides. RefSeq names its product catenin alpha (gene alpha-Cat). The transcript is spliced from 9 exons. The coding region runs from base 440 to 3187 and encodes 915 amino acids. Gene Ontology annotation, molecular function: beta-catenin binding; structural molecule activity; actin filament binding. NCBI's taxonomy places the organism in Eukaryota, Metazoa, Arthropoda, Insecta, Diptera, Culicidae. Gene Ontology annotation, cellular component: actin cytoskeleton; catenin complex; adherens junction. Gene Ontology annotation, biological process: cell-cell adhesion; cell migration. The record is from RefSeq and is a predicted model, not a curated record.
UCGAAAUCGAGGAAGUCAUCAAAAAUCCAGGCAGCAAAACUGUCACACCCAUACAAUUUGUGCUAAAUUUCCUGAAAAUUUACUUUCAAAAGUAUACAAAAAUACCAUCAAAGAGUAGAUUGGGUGCUGUGCCACAAAGUGAAGUUGAAGUUUGGGUGGGAAAAGUGUUUUUCCGAAGAGAAAAAGUGAAUUAAAAAUUCCAGUUCAGGUCGAUUCCCAUCAGAAGCAGUCUUACUUUUUGGUCUUCUUUUUUCCGCUGUGCUAACUGGACGGACGGGAGACCCUUGUGGCAAAGUUGCAAAGAAGGCUUGAAAGUGUCAGUGUGUUGGUGAUUUGUUUACCAAAACAGUCGACGACGCAACGACUGGAUCGAUUCCCUCUUCGUGAGAAUUUCGAUUUGGUGACUCAUCACACCGUCAGUCUAGGUGGGUGCUGAACAAUGGGAACUCUGUCGGAUUUCGGCCAAGUGGCCCUAAAGUGGGAUCCGAAAAAUCUCGAGAUCCGCACAAUGUCGGUGGAGAAAACGCUGGAACCGUUGGUGCUGCAAGUGACGACACUGGUCAACACCAAGGGGCCUAGCAAGAAGAAGAAAGGAAAAUCGAAGCGUGCCAGUGCGCUGGUAGCGGCCGUGGAAAAAGCAACGGAUAUUUUUAUCGAACGUGGAGAGCAGAUUGCUUACGAGAAUCCGGAUAUUACACAGGAAAUGCUGUCGGCGGUGGAUGAGGUACGCAAGACUGGUUCUGCGAUGAGUAUUGCUGCUAGAGAGUUUUCUGAGGAUCCGUGUAGUUCACUGAAGCGAGGAAACAUGGUUCGCGCUGCGAGAAAUCUCCUAUCGGCCGUUACUCGCUUGCUGAUUCUUGCUGAUAUGGUCGAUGUACAUUUACUGUUGAAGUCUCUGCACGUCGUAGAAGACGAUUUGGACAAGUUGAGGAAUGCAUCCUCGCAGGACGAGUUGAUGAAUAAUAUGCGUCAGUUCGGAAGGAAUGCGAAUGAGCUAAUCAAACAGGCAGCCAAAAGGCAGCAGGAACUGAAAGAUCCUCAACUGCGAGAUGACUUGGCUGCUGCGCGUGCUGUACUAAAGAAGCACUCCACGAUGCUGUUGACUGCUUCCAAGGUGUACGUUCGCCAUCCGGAGCUAGAUUUGGCCAAGGUCAAUCGGGAUCACAUUUUGAAACAGGUCUGCGAAGCGGUCAAUACGAUCAGUGAUGUUGCUCAGGGCAAAGCAACGUCCCCGCAGGAUAUCUACGUCGGAGCAGGAGAAUUGGCUGCUGCGUUGGAUGAUUUCGACGAGGGGAUUAUAAUGGAUCCAUUGGCGUAUAAUGAGGUCCGCUCGAGACCGUCGUUGGAAGAGCGUUUGGAGAGUAUCAUCAGUGCUGCUGCGCUGAUGGCCGAUGCGGAUUGUACUAGAGAUGAACGUCGUGAGAGGAUCGUUGCCGAAUGCAAUGCCGUCCGACAGGCGCUGCAGGAUCUACUCUCGGAAUAUAUGUCGAAUAUGGGAACCAAGGAUCGCACUCCGGAAUUGGAACGCGCCAUCGGUCAGAUGUACCGUAAGACGAAGGACCUUCGCCGUCAGUUGCGUAAAGCCGUUGUGGAUCACGUUUCCGAUUCGUUCCUGGAAACGAAUAUGCCGCUGCUAGAUUUGAUCGAUGCCGCUCGUUCUGGAAACGAGAAAAAAGUGCACGAACGUGCUGAAACGUUCACCAAACAUGCCGAGAAGUUGGUCGAAGUUGCCAACCUUGUGUGCAGCAUGUCCAACAAUGAAGAUGGCGUGAAAAUGGUUCGCUACGCUGCGGCUCAGAUUGAAACCCUUUGCCCGCAGGUCAUCAAUGCCGCUCUGAUCCUCUGCGCACGUCCCAACUCGAAAGUGGCCCAGGAAAACAUGGAAGCCUACCGGCAGGCUUGGGAGAAUCAGGUCCGCAUUUUGACGGAAGCAGUCGAUGACAUUACCACGAUCGAUGACUUCCUGGCCGUGUCGGAGAAUCACAUCUUGGAGGACGUGAACAAGUGCGUUCUGGCACUGCAGGAGGGCGACGCGUUGGAUUUGCGAAACACGGCCGGCGCCAUUCAGGGUCGCUCAGCUCGGGUUUGCAACGUUGUGGAAGCGGAAAUGGACAACUACGAACCGUGCAUCUACACUAAGCGUGUGCUGGAGGCGGUCAAGGUACUACGCGAUCAGGUCAUGUCCAAAUUUGCACAGCGCGUCGACGUAGCGGUGGAUGCGUUGUCGUCCAAUUCGGCCAAGGAUGUCGACGAGAAUGACUUCAUCGAUGCCAGUCGGCUGGUGUACGAUGGAGUCCGGGAGAUUCGUCGGGCUGUGUUGAUGAAUAGGAGCUCGGACGAGCUGGACACCGAUACCGAGUUUGAACCCGUUGAAGAUAUGACCGUAGAAACCCGAAGUAGAUCGAGCGCACAUACUGGUGAUCAGACCAUCGAUGAGUAUCCGGAUAUCAGUGGAAUUACGACUGCUAGAGAAGCUAUGCGUAAGAUGAACGAAGAGGACAAGCAGAAGAUUAUGCAACAGGUCGAGCUGUUCCGUCGCGAGAAGCUGACGUUCGAUUCGGAAGUGGCCAAAUGGGACGACACUGGUAACGAUAUCAUCUAUCUGGCCAAGCACAUGUGUAUGAUCAUGAUGGAGAUGACGGACUUUACCCGCGGUCGUGGUCCGCUGAAGACCACCAUGGACGUGAUCAACGCUGCCAAAAAGAUCUCCGAGGCGGGCACCAAGCUGGACAAGCUGACCCGUGAGAUCGCCGACCAGUGUCCGGAAAGUUCCACCAAGAAGGAUCUGUUGGCUUAUUUGCAGCGCAUUGCGCUCUACUGCCACCAAAUCCAAAUCACGUCGAAAGUAAAGGCCGACGUGCAAAACAUCAGCGGUGAGCUGAUUGUGUCAGGGGUAAUUCUGGACAGUGCCACCUCGCUUAUUCAGGCGGCUAAGAAUCUAAUGAAUGCCGUUGUUUAUACGGUAAAAUACUCGUACGUUGCAUCUACCAAAUAUACUCGCCAGGGAACCGUCUCGGUAAGUUCACCGAUCGUGGUUUGGAAGAUGAAGGCACCGGAAAAGAAGCCCCUCGUGCGCCCGGAAAAGCCGGAAGAGGUCCGUGCCAAGGUUCGACGAGCCUCGCAGAAAAAGGCGCAAAAUCCGGUGCAUGCUCUCUCGGAGUUCCAGAGCCCAACGGAUGCCGUUUAGGCCAGGUAAAUCCUAACGCACAGCGCAAUCUAAUUCCUCUAUUCCAGCAGCUCGUGAUGGUAGCUCGCCGAAGCUACUGUGCAACACUUUAGACCUAAAAGACACACCUACCUAUUAUGUAGUGGAUUUGUAUGAGUUUACACGUCUAUGUUUUUUUUUUUGUGCUUCUAUCGGCAAAGGGAAAAAGCGGAAGUCAUAUAGGGUAGAAAUUUAUUCCAAAUAAAUGUUUUAUUUAUUUUUAUGUCACAUAUAUGAAAACUUAUAUUUUAUCGAAUGACGAGGAAAGGAUGGACGCAAAAUGACUGAAAAAAAUAUCGCAUAUUGAGGUGGUAAGGUAACGAAGUGAAACACGCAUCUUUUUGGCACUCUCAAAUUUGAAAUUGAAACCCCAUUUUAUCGAUGUACGUGAGUUAUAUCUAUUUUAUGAUUUUUUUUAUAGAUGUUCAUCGUCGGUUCAUAUUUAUUUAACAAUCAAAAUAUAUACACAUAAACGAACUUAAGCAUUUUUCUAAUUGGCGCAUUUCGCAAGCGAUGAUCAGUAUUUUAGACACAAGAAAAAGACAUGAUAUAUAAAUGUGUAUGAACAAAUAAUAUUCAAUGGAAGGCAUAAAUGACUAUUACGAUUUAAAAUGGAUAAAUUUUACCGUUGAACAUUUGCCGAAUUUAUCUUCUGACAAACGACAGAGAGAGAAAAAACGUAAAUUAUUGAUAUUUGAAACGGAACAGAUUUAUGAAAGCUCAAAUUAAUCAUACCUAUAACAGGGGGAGGCACCUCAAAAUUGCGGGGAAGAAUGCCAUCCCUCUUUUGACUUUGAAUACCUAUAUAGUAGUAGUGUUACGAUGAUGUUAGAAAGUCUCAAACAGGUAAAUUGUAUUGCAAAGAAUUUACUUUUCACACAUACUGUAUUACCCAUACAUACACAACACAACACGACACGAAUAUUAUACAUAUAUACGAUAAACAAAGCGUAACUAUUAGACAGUGGAUUCGAAA